AAUCGCCAGUGAAUCUUUUGGAGAUUCACUGAAGGAGCGACGCCAUCCGGACGCGCUUUGUUUGUGGACGAACACUAACCCGUUUCGGAAAUGUGGACAGAAACUGGGAAAUUAUUAUUUUUUCAUGUUUUAGUUUGGGAAUUAUACUCCGCAAAAGGUGCUGAAACUGGCGCUGACACGGAGUGCGAGGACGGACAGUUUCAGUGCAACAAUAAGAGAUGUAUUCCCACCAUAUGGAGAUGCGAUGAUGAUGAUGACUGCUCUGAUAACAGCGAUGAGGAGAACUGCUUGAAGAACACAUGCGCUCCCUCAGAGUUUGCGUGUGCGAAUGGUCAGUGUGUUCCUGGGCGCUGGCGGUGUGACGGAGAACCAGAGUGUCCGGAUGGAUCAGAUGAGGCUGAUGCCACCUGCACUGUCAAACAGACUUGUCCACCAGAGAAGUUUGACUGCGGAGGGAAGUGUGUGUCGCUGUCCUGGCGGUGUGAUGGGGAAAAAGACUGCGAAAAUGGUGAAGAUGAAGCGGACUGUGCAGCAGGUGAGUCUGCUCUCUUUCCCUCAGACUGUGUUUGAUUCUCCGCAGGGAGUUUUGUUCAAGGCUGAGGUGAUAGUUUGAACUUAGUUUCACCCUAAAGCUGUGGACC
Molecule: messenger RNA, 641 nt
Organism: Cyprinus carpio (common carp)
Lineage: Eukaryota; Metazoa; Chordata; Actinopteri; Cypriniformes; Cyprinidae
Product: low-density lipoprotein receptor-related protein 8-like
Exons: 4
Coding region: 91-570 (159 amino acids)
Biological process (GO): DNA integration
Molecular function (GO): nucleic acid binding; protein binding; calcium ion binding
Source: RefSeq, a predicted model, not a curated record